AUGGUACCACCUGUGACUCAACCAAAAGGACAAGCAAAUGUCAUCGCAUCUGUAACUGCUAUCAAAGUGGCUUCAUUGACCACGCAGUUAGCCGUCGCUAAUGAAUUUACUUUGAACGAUCGACAAAAGUUAGCUUUUAUGAUCAUAACCGGUCAUCUUGAUGGCGACAGUCGAUUUCGCAUAGGUAUAUCACAUAAUUUUAUAUAUGCAAUUUUAAUUUUGCUUGUCACAGAUAAUGAUGAUAAUCAACUACUUAUGUGUGUACCUGGCUGUGGCGGUACGGGGAAGUCUCAACUUAUUCGAGCUAUCACCAAAUACUUUGAAGUAACAAAACGUCUCAAAAUGCUUCGUAAACUGGCACCAACAUCUAUUGCAGCAGCAGAAAUUGACGGAUUAACCAUUCAUUCAUUUCUAGGAGAGAGUCAUAAAGUUCCUAAAAAGCAACGAUCACGAACAUUCAAACCGGGAGAUAUGAAAUUAGAAACUCAAUGGCGACACGUGAAAUAUCUAAUAAUUGAUGAAAUGAGUAUGUGUGUUCUUGUACAAUCAAUGACACAUAGUGUUCAUAAUCGCGUUACUCUUACACUUAUCUAUGCAUGA
Molecule: messenger RNA, 600 nt
Organism: Rotaria sordida
Lineage: Eukaryota; Metazoa; Rotifera; Eurotatoria; Philodinida; Philodinidae
Source: the annotation of a GenBank genome assembly